This is a messenger RNA of Seminavis robusta, 2043 nucleotides long. NCBI's taxonomy places the organism in Eukaryota, Bacillariophyta, Bacillariophyceae, Naviculales, Naviculaceae. The record is from the annotation of a GenBank genome assembly.
GGCAAAGACAGGAUCGGUUAUCCUCGAGUUACCCUCGAAGCCAAUAAACAUCAUAACAAACAGCAACAAGAAACAAGAAAAAAGAGGAAGAGACAAGACAAGACAUGACGAUAGACGGCAACCGUAUAGCAUGGCCGCCGAUUAAACCUGAUGGUAGCAUUGGUGAACACCAACCACCCCAGUAUCGAGACUUUUCGGUGUUGCGGGAGGAAGAUGUUCCACCCAGUCCCCAGCCGAGUUUGAGAGCGACUCGGAGACGCAAAGGUCCCAAGGAGCUUUCCUUUCCAACCAAGCUUCACGAUAUGUUGACGAACUGCAAGGCCGAAGGGCUUUCACAUAUCAUCUCUUGGAAGGAACAUGGAAGGUGCUUUGUGAUCCCAGACCCGAAACAGUUUGCGGCGAGGAUCAUGCCAUGUUAUUUUAGGCAAUCCAAGUUCCAUAGCUUUCAGAGGCAGUUGAACCUCUACGGAUUCAAGAGGGUGACGACUGGCCCUGACCGUGGAGGCUACUACCAUGAGAUGUUCCUUAGGGAGAAGCGCUUCAUAGCCACGAAGAUGAAGCGUACCAAGGUCAAGGGAGUGGGGCGUAUGCCUUACUCUCCGGACAGUGACCCUGACUUCUAUGGACUUCCUUUCUUGCCGGAAAUUGGAGGCAAGAUCGUCGCCGAAAGUAGCAUCAUGAGGCCCACGGCAUUUGCCGCCAAAUCGGAGGACACCGCCGUCAUCAGCGCCGCGAGCAGCACUAGCGGAGGUGCUAGUGUCGAAGGCAUGUCCACCUGCAGCAUCAACUCGUCUGGAGGGUUGAGCACUCCUGAGCCAACCACUGUUGCGAGUGCUUUUCCUGGACACUUCUUGUCCAUUCCCACACGAAUGACUGUAGGCAUUCCGACGCAGCAAGCCAACGGUAUCUCAGCACUCCGCGAGAGUCAAAUGACCCAGAGCCCAGUCCCCACUGCGUCUGACGAAGUGGCCAGGUCUGCUCAGAGGAUUCUCGCUGAAGUCAAAGGAACCGUCGUCGCUCUUGGAGCCAAAGCAACCUCUGCGAAUGGCUUUGGUGUUGCGCCCCCCAAGGCCGUUACCCGUCACGUCAUCCCAUCUCUUCCUCUUCCAUCAUAUUUCCAGCUCCCUCCUCCUAAUGAAGCCGACAUGAUCAUGGGCGCACUCACUGCCGUUGCCCCAUACUACAAUUUUGAUACCAACUACGCUAAAAGCAAGACUUCGCAACCACCCUUCUUGUAAGUAUAUACCCGCGAACCCAUCUUGCCCCAUUUUGACCAUAAUUGCCUUGCUUUGCUAUUCCAGCAAGAGACACAACAUCGAGAGCACUUGUACUGUCAAUCAUGCCCUGCCUACACACAGUGCUCGAUUUGAAUAUAUAUCCCGCUAUCCUACCAACCACAACCGCAUACCUUGCAAGCCAUGCACAUUUUCCCCUAUUGCACAAACAUCUUUACCUUGACUAUAUAUUGGCUUGCUCCAAUCAUCCUGCCACGACUUCGAAGGCACGAGCUCCUGUUGGAAACAUACCAACUUUGUACAUCUGCUCCUCUGCCAUUGCUAUCUCCCGAUCGGGCGUUGCACCAUACCUGCAGCCUGUUCGGUCCCUGAACAUUCAACUAUACUCCAACGCUUUCUCGUAUGACCAGCAUACGAGGAAGUUAUUCGAUUCGGUUCAAAUCAAACUUCCUGCUCCAGUUCUACGUCUGGAGGCACCCUCAUAUACCGCAUUUUCCGGUUUGAAUCGAAUCGCUCACCGUCCUGAACAUUUCAUCCUGAAUAUUUCGCUACUAGUCAACAUGACACCAUUCCUAUUCGAAGUCCAACGCAACCAACUACAAAUACGCCUGUCUAUACAUUCAACCUCAUGUACACUUUCCUAUUGAUUGAGACGACAAGUGACGCUGACUGCUUACACACACUUGUAUCUACCCGUGUAGCUGUCGAGUCCCGCUAUUGUCACUCAAUCAUCGUUGCUCAUACCAAGCGACAAACCAUAAGUACUCCCAAGAUAACUCAAUACUAAGAGUGCUUAAAAAAACUGCCC